CGCUUCGGUUAACAAAGUAAUUCAGUACUGACUGCUUGGAUACUGAUUUAUAUAUAAUUGGCAAAAUGGUCGAGUAUACAAUGAUACUAGUUCUUAUUCUAAGUAUUCUGACAUGGAUCACAACAAAUAAUUACUACAAUUACACGUAUUCAAAACCUCAGGAUUGUCAAGAUGUUCAAAAAUACGGGCAUAAUAAAACUGGUGUUUAUACAAUAUACCCGGAAGGAACUUUGGGAUUUCCGGUCAGGUGUGAUUUUAAUGAUUCUACUUUCGGUGCAUGGACUGUGAUACAACGUCGCGUUUCAGCCAGUGACUUCUACAAAAGCUGGAAUGAAUAUCAGGUUGGAUUUGGUGAUCUAAGCGACAAUUUCUGGCUUGGAAAUCAACAAAUUCAUAUGAUUACAAGGCAAGGCUGGUAUGAGCUACGCAUUGAUAUUGUAUCUCCUGAAUAUGAAGUGGCACAUGCGUUAUAUAAUGUGUUCUAUGUCGGGGAUGCGAAGUCACAAUAUGAACUGUUUGUUGAUGGAUAUAGUGGGACAGCCGGGGAUAGUAUGAAGUCACACAAUGGAAAGAAAUUUACAACUAAAGAUAAAGAUAAUGACCAUUAUGAACAUAAUUGUGCAGUGCUAUAUAAAGGUGCAUGGUGGUAUGGAUCAUGCCAUGCAGCAAAUCUUAAUGGUGACUAUGGUAAUACUGAUUAUGCCAAAGGUUUGUCUUGGGAUACUUGGAAAGGAUAUUACCUUUCAAUGAAAACCACAGAAAUGAAGAUUCGGCGAUGGCAGUCCCUGAAUAUGCAGGGAUAAAAUUAUAUGACA
Messenger RNA from Ruditapes philippinarum (Manila clam), 815 nucleotides. RefSeq names its product fibrinogen C domain-containing protein 1-A-like. The record is from RefSeq and is a predicted model, not a curated record. The transcript has a single exon. Bases 66 to 803 code for a protein of 245 amino acids. Lineage: Eukaryota; Metazoa; Mollusca; Bivalvia; Venerida; Veneridae.